AUGUCGUACACUCCCUCAGAAGACGAACUCCGGCAAAUCUACGUCGGCAAAGACAUCACCGACGUCGCCAAGCCAUGCGCCGUUCUCGACGCCGCCAUCAUCCGGCGAAACUGCGCGAAGAUGAUCCACGCCGUGAAGGCGCUGGACAUCGGGUUCCGCGCGCACGUCAAGACGCAUAAAACUACACAAAUCACCAAACUACAAAUGGGCUCAACCGAAGAGACAUUCGACGUGAACCUCGUCGUCUCAACGGUCAACGAGAUCCACCACCUGGUGCCCCUCCUCAAGGAAUUUCGCGCCAACGACCGCCGCGUGAACGUUCUGUACGGCAUCCCGCUGGUUCCGUCGCAGGUUCCGCGUCUGGCGCGUCUCGCACAGGAGCUCGGUGAAGACACUAUCACGCUGAUGCUCGAUCAUCCGGACCAGAUCGAAUUCCUGCGUCAAUUCCGCGCGCUGGCGGGAUUCCCAGCCUGCGUCUUUGUCAAGGUCGAUACGGGGUAUCAUCGCGCGGGACUUCCGCCGACGGGCCUGAACAAGGACGGUCUGUUGAAAAGACUGGCGCAGGCGGAGCGCGACGGCCACGCGCGCCUGCUGGGCGUGUAUUCGCACAGCAGCCUCAGCUAUGGUGGGAGUUCCCCCGAGGAGGCGAUGGGGUAUCUAGCGGCGGAGAUUGAAGGGUGUCGGGACGCGGUGCGUCAUCAUGUGGAGCUGUUGCCGGAGAGGGAGUUGGUGAUCAGCGUGGGUGCGACACCGCAGGCGGCUUCGGUGCGGAACCUCUUGCAAGGGCAGGGAGAGAUGUCGGCGGAGGCGCAGGCCCUAGGAGAGCUGCUGCGAGAGCUGCUGCGCAAUCCGUUGCCCGGCGCACGAGUGAAGGUUGAACUGCAUGCGGGCAACUACGCGGUGCUGGACAUGCAGCAGGUGGAAACGAACGCCGAGAUCAGAGGGAGUCCCGAGGAUGAGGUGGCACUGUCGGUGGUCGCGGAGGUCUGCAGCUUGUAUAAUAGCGGCGAGCGAGCACAGCCCGAGGCGCUCCUGGCGGCGGGGACGUUGGCUUUAGGCAGAGAGCCGUGUCAUAGCUAUCCCGGUUGGGGCGUGGUCGGGCAGUGGCGACGAGAGGCUGCGCAGUCUCGUCUGAUCCUGGCGCGCAUCAGCCAAGAACACUCAAUCUUGUCGUGGGAGACGGAGGGAGACGGGAUUUCGCACAUCCCGCUAAAGGUAGGCCAGGCUGUGCGGGUUUAUCCGAAUCAUUCGUGCGUGACGGGCGCCAUGUAUGGCUGGUAUCUGGUUGUAGACUCGGAUCUGGACGACAAGUCCAAGGUGGUAGACGUGUGGACGAGAGCGAGAGGAUAUAGCGCUCUACCAGCUUAG
Messenger RNA from Aspergillus affinis, 1368 nucleotides. RefSeq lists its product as uncharacterized. NCBI's taxonomy places the organism in Eukaryota, Fungi, Ascomycota, Eurotiomycetes, Eurotiales, Aspergillaceae. Gene Ontology annotation, molecular function: D-serine ammonia-lyase activity. The transcript has 2 exons. The coding region runs from base 1 to 1368 and encodes 455 amino acids. The record is from RefSeq and is a predicted model, not a curated record. Gene Ontology annotation, biological process: D-serine catabolic process.